This is a messenger RNA of Anoplophora glabripennis (Asian longhorned beetle), 1270 nucleotides long. Its product is annotated as ER lumen protein-retaining receptor-like. Gene Ontology annotation, molecular function: ER lumen protein retrieval receptor activity. Gene Ontology annotation, biological process: protein retention in ER lumen; endoplasmic reticulum to Golgi vesicle-mediated transport. Gene Ontology annotation, cellular component: membrane; cis-Golgi network; endoplasmic reticulum. The transcript has 4 exons. Bases 90 to 728 code for a protein of 212 amino acids. The record is from RefSeq and is a predicted model, not a curated record. Lineage: Eukaryota; Metazoa; Arthropoda; Insecta; Coleoptera; Cerambycidae.
ACUGCCAUCUGGUGUCAACCUAUCGAGUACAGCCACGUCACUUAAAAAUCGGUUAUUGUACAUCAGACUCAAACAAAAAGGCUUGAACCAUGAAUGCUUUUAGGCUUACCGGAGAUUUAGCUCACUUAAUAGCUAUAAUAAUCCUUUUACAGAAGAUAUGGCAUACCAGAUCGUGCGCAGGUAUCUCCGGAAAAAGCCAAAUACUAUUUGCCCUGGUCUACACCACUAGGUACCUUGACUUGGUAACGUCCUAUGUAUCAUUGUACAACACUUUUAUGAAGUUUAUUUUCCUGGCUACUUCGUACGCUACCAUUUACUUAAUUUACAUAAAAUUCAAAGCUACGUACGACCGUAAUCAGGACACCUUUAGGAUCAUUCUUCUGAUACUGCCCGCGGUAGCGUUGGCCUUGUUGAUCAACCACGACUUUACAGUCCUCGAGAUUUUGUGGACUUUCAGUAUUUAUUUGGAGUCGGUGGCUAUUCUGCCGCAACUGUUCAUGGUCAGUAAGACGGGUGAGGCGGAAAGCAUCACCUCCCAUUAUCUGUUUGCUCUUGGCUCCUAUCGGGCCCUGUAUAUUUUUAACUGGAUCUACCGCUACGUCACUGAAAGUCAUUACGACCUCAUCGCCAUCGUUGCAGGAAUUGUUCAGACCGUGUUGUAUUGCGACUUCUUUUAUCUGUAUAUUACUAGAGUUCUCAAAGGGAAGAAGCUUCAGCUACCGGCUUAAAAAGUUUAAUUUUAGACUACUUUUUGUACAAACAUUUUGUGGUACAGUAAUUCUGUACACAUUUAUAUAAUAAGAUUAAUUUUUCAAGUCGAUUGAAAUCAGUUUUGUAUUAAGUACAUGUCGUCUUUUGUCUGGGAAGUUAUUUAUUGAAAUUUUCCAUUGUAUUUCCUUAACUAUGCAUAUUUUUUUAUUAUAUUACUCGGAAACUUAUUUAUAUGUGAUUCAUAGUGCUUAGGAAUUCUAAAAACUAGCACACAAGCCACGUUUUUAGGUACAAUGUAUUAGGACGCUAAUUAUAAGAGUAUUUUUCACUUCUAUUCUCAAUAUUAACGUGUAUUUACUAAUUGUAAAUAGGAGUUUGAAACCAAAAAUGUUUCUAUAUGUGCUCAUGUAUUUAGAGGUUUAAUAAUGUAGCUUAAGUGUUGGAUGCCAAUAAAACUAUUUUUUUCUAAUCGAUUCAUAUAAUCAUCUUUUUGUUCGAGUUUUCUGGAAUUUAAUAUGAUUACUGUAAAGAUCUUCCUAAUAAAUACUGUUUUUACGUU